AUGGGAAACGAAAGACUAAAGCUAGUCGAAUACAGAAAUUUAAUCCUCGAAUUACUAAAAGAAUUUGAGGAUGUCAUAUUCAGAUAUCUCCCUCGAGAGGACAAUCAAAUGGAAGAUGCUUUAGCUACCUUAGCAGCAAUGUUUAAAGCUAAUAAAAGAACAUACAUGAUACCCAUAACAAUACAAGUAUACGAGACCCCAACCUACUGCUAUCACCUAGAAGAAGAAAUAGAUUAUCAUCCAUGGUACCACGAUAUCCUACAAUAUAUGAGAUACCAGACUUAUCCUCCCGGUGCAUCUGAAAUUGACAAGAAAACCAUCAGAAGAAUGAAAACCAGGUACUUCCUUGAUGGGGAAAUCCUGUAUAGAAGGGCAGUGACCAAGUUUUACUGA
This is a messenger RNA of Hibiscus syriacus, 393 nucleotides long. RefSeq lists its product as uncharacterized. NCBI's taxonomy places the organism in Eukaryota, Viridiplantae, Streptophyta, Magnoliopsida, Malvales, Malvaceae. The record is from RefSeq and is a predicted model, not a curated record. The transcript has a single exon. Bases 1 to 393 code for a protein of 130 amino acids.